CGCUUGAAACCCUAUAUGCCUACGCUGAUCUCUGAAAAUCAGGCGGCUUUUGUAGCAGGUCGUCAAAUUCAAGAUAAUGUGGUCAUUGCACAUGAAAUGUUCCACCAUAUUAAACUUCUUCGAAAUGUUGGAGAUGAAGUCUUUGGUUUGAAAUUGGAUAUCAAUAAGGCUUACGAUUGCGUAGAAUGGGAUUUUUUAGAGGCGGUGUUGCUUAAACUUGGAUUUGCAGAUCAUUGGGUUCUUCUGAUCAUGAGGUGCAUUCGUUCUGUGUCUCUGUCUACUAUGGUGAAUGGUAAACCUUCAGCAUUCUUUACUCCUACUCGGGGAAUUCGCCAGGGUGAUCCUCUAUCUCCAUAUCUCUUCCUUUUUGUCACAGACGUGUUGUCUACUAUGCUUACAAAGGCCUGUAGCAAUCAGUGGUUGCGUCCUCUUCAUUUAACUGUCCCUGGUCCAAUUAUCAGCCAUUUAUUUUUUGCGGAUGACUCUCUGCUUUUCUUCCAAGCUUCUCGACAAAAUGCUAUGGCCCUGGUUUUUUUAUUGAAAUCGUAUAGUACUGCCUCAGGUCAACAAAUCAACUAUGACAAAUCUAUGCUCUACUUUAGUCCUAAUACUCAUCCUGCUUUGAUUGUGUCUAUUACUUCUAUUCUAAGAGUUCAUUCUACGGAUAAUCCGGGCUCCUAUUUAGGUUUGCCUACUGUUUGGGGCAGAUCGAAGCGUGCAGCUUUGGGUUAUGUUCGAGAUGCUGUUCUUAGGAAAAUUCAAGGUUGGAAACAAGCUUCAUUAUCUCCGGCAGGAAAGGAAAUCAUGAUAAAGGCGGUGGCUAUGGCACUUCCUGCCUAUCCAAUGUCAAUUUUCAAGUUUCCAAAAUCCCUUUGUGUUCAGAUUAAUAAUGCUUUGGCAAAGUUUUGGUGGGGUACAAAUGGUGACAAGGGUAUUCACUGGAAGCAUUGGGAUCUUUUGUGCAAUCCGAAAUCUGUGGGAGGUCUUGGUUUUCGUAGCUUACAGGACUUCAAUUUAGCUUUGUUAGCUAAGCAGGGUUGGCGUCUGCUUCAAAAUCCUUCUGCAAAAUGGGCUCAGGUCCUGAAAUAUAGGUAUUUCCCAAAUACCUCCUUCAUGGAGGCCAAACAGGGUCCUUCAUCUUCCUGGGUGUGGGCGAGUCUGUUGGCUGGUAGAGAUGUGUUAUUUAAAGGCUCAUUAUGGAGAGUGGGUAAUGGUCACUCUAUACAUUUAUGGAAUGACAAAUGGAUCCCAAACACUCCCAGCUUCAGUACUAGGUUCCCUUCUCUCCUGCCUGUCUCACAAUCUGUAAACACCCUUUUAGAUUUCUCUACCCUCACCUGGAAUUUGGAGUCCCUUCAACAUGUGCUCACUCCGGGUGAUUCUUCUGUGAUUCAGGCCAUUCCUAUUUUCAGUGAGUUGGUUGAUGAUAAACUCGUGUGGCCUCAUGUUACGAAUGGUGAGUAUUCGGUGAGGUCGGGCUAUCAUGUCUCUUUUAACUCAAAUAUUAUUGCUUCAGCUCCAUCUCCACAUUCCUCUCAUGUAGUCCCUCGAUCAGUUUGGACUUUGGUUUGGACUAUUCGGAGUCUUCCAAAAAUAAGGAUUUUCCUAUGGAGAGUUGUGUCUAAUGUGUUAGCAACCAAACAGAAUUUGUUUAGAAGACACCUGGGGCGCUCACCUCUCUGUCCUUUUUGCUCAGAAUUCCCAGAAUCAGUGGAACAUCUUCUUCUCUCUUGUCCUUGGGUUGUGCAAACCUGGUUUUUGCACCCACUGGGAUAUCGGAUUCCCUUGCAAUCCCUUACUUCUUUUGAUCAGUGGUUAAGUACUCUACUUAUUCCUCUUCAUUCUGAGUUGUCAAGAUCUGUGGUGCUUACUCAUAUCAGCUUUCUUCUUUGGCACAUUUGGAAGCAUCGGUGUGAUUGCAUUUUCAAUUACAAGGUUCCUAAUCCGACUUUGGUGGCUACAAGGGCUUUUGUGGCUUCUUCAGAGUUUUUAACAUCUCGUACUCUGUCUCUUACUUGCAAUAGGCCUCCCCCUCCUCCCCCUCCUCCUCCUCCACCUUGGACUCCUCCUUGUUUAGAUUUUGUUAAGAUAAAUACAGAUGCUUCUUGGGAUAAACAAUCUCUGCAGGCUGGUUUGGCAGUGAUAGUUCGAAAUAGUUCUGUUGUUAUUCCUUACGUUAGCUGGGUUUGGACCAGCAGGAACGCCAAUCAAGCUGCUGAUCAUAUGGCUUCUUUGUCUCGCAGGAGGAUGGGCCCUUCUGAUUGGGUUAAUCAUCCUCCUUCUACCUUCACCCGUAUUCUCCUUUAUGAUGCUGGACAUGCUCCUACUUAAUAGUCUUUUGGUUUCUGGCUCCUCAGCUUUGUUGUUUUUGCUGGGGAGUUUGUCUUUCUGUUUUGCUUCUUUUUGCUUUGUUUCUUUGUUGUUGUUUGGUCCCUUUGUGGUUAAUGAUUGAUUACUUGACAAAAAAAAAAAAAAAAACAUAUGAGAUAAAGAACCCAGUAUAUGAUUUAUAUAACUCACUGCCCAUCAUACUUCUCUACAUGCCCAUCAGGCUAACCAACCAAAAAUUUGGUUUUAAGCCUCUUUUGUAUUUCCCAGCGGAUAAGAACAUGCUGCAACUAAUUCUUUAAAUACCAUUGCAGAAAGCAUGCUCCAAGUACAUGAAUUUGACCAAGAAAUGACACUGCUAGUCUUUUUCAUGAAGAUUCCUUCUCAAAUUUCCAAGAGUUGGUAACCCGUCAUUACGAAUUUAUGAUCACAUUAUGGGAAAACACCUAUUCAUGUACCUGACAUGUCACAUUGAUGAGGACCUCACAGCACUCUCCUCUUUAUGCUACCAGCCGGCAACAAUUAAACUUCAUCAAGCCUACAUUUUUUACUCCUGCACUAUCUUUGUUUAAUAACAAAGGCUUGGAUUAAAGCUUUUAGCCAAGUUAGCCACC
Molecule: messenger RNA, 2942 nt
Organism: Rosa chinensis
Lineage: Eukaryota; Viridiplantae; Streptophyta; Magnoliopsida; Rosales; Rosaceae
Product: putative ribonuclease H protein At1g65750
Exons: 2
Coding region: 16-2331 (771 amino acids)
Source: RefSeq, a predicted model, not a curated record